UCACUUGCUCGCCACAUAUCGAGUCAAACUAAUCGAAAACACAAAAUAUCAAAAGUUUUCAAGAUUUGUUUUAUUUUUCUUUUUGUUAUAAUCGAAAUUAUUGUCAAGCAUGGAUGUCUCGGCUUCUGGCGCACCUAAAGCAUACACUCGGCAUGUGCUGAGAGCGAUUGCAUUGUUACAAAGAGGUGAAUCUAUCUUUAUCAAUGCGGACGAUAUCGUUCAGCAGGUGAUGUUGCAGAUGCGUCACAAAAGGAAGUUGGAUGUGGUGAAAGGCCACGUGCUGAAGUCGUUGAGUAGCUUGACACAUCUUGGAAUAUUAUCCCGAAGCCCUAGCGCCGAAUACAACUUCUAUCAGUUUCCCGUUGAGCGCGCCCUUAUUCCGGCAAGGAUUAGAUGCACUAAACGCAGCCGCUUCAUACCACAAAGGACGCGUCGCGCGUUUAAGCACAGUUGGAAAACUCACAAUGGCAAGACUGCCAGAAAAAUGACAUUACCAAGGCCAAGGCGACAAUGUCCAUUUAAGGACAAGUACAAAACUAAGCGUUCAUACGCCUACAGUUUACGCAAUCAUGUAGUAUGCACAUGCUGUCGCUCGCAUGUUGUCCCUCACGUUGAAACGUUCAGUAAAUUAAAGAAUAGUUAUUUGGAGGCCAUGGCUGACGAGGACUCGAACGACGCGAAUGCCGAGCAGUAUGACGUAUUGAUGAACGAAAUUGAAGAUCUGCCCAUUGUGGAUCAGUUACCUGUAGAACACAUUCCCGAAGAUUCGAUUGUUUUAAAGCGUUACUCGUUCGAUUCCCCAAUACCUAUUGUUGUGGAAAGCACAAAAUAGAAACCUAAUGAAAUAAAUGCUGUUUGAAAA
Molecule: messenger RNA, 862 nt
Organism: Drosophila novamexicana
Lineage: Eukaryota; Metazoa; Arthropoda; Insecta; Diptera; Drosophilidae
Exons: 2
Coding region: 110-832 (240 amino acids)
Source: RefSeq, a predicted model, not a curated record